ACAGCCGAGAACGCCCUCGAGGUCUUGCAAUGAUGAUAGUCUGCAAGUAAGCACAGAGAGCAAUACCAUGCAAGAGACCAGCCGAGAGGGUCGACUGAGCACACUCCGUGCCGAUACCCUGCGAGGGGUCGCUCUCAUUAGGCGUAAGCUGAUAAUCAAGCCUAAUGUCGAUGUUCGGAAAGCUGAUGAAGGAACUGCUCAUCAUUCGGUCCUAUCGAGGAGGUCCUUGCUGUCACAAUCUGGCAUCAGUAGAGAGGCAUGGGCGCUACCACUUGCAAACACGGACACACUUAUCCUGGUGCCAGAUGCUGUAGCGAAUAGGUCACCAUUGUGUACGCAGACAAAUGCAGAGUGCGCUGAAAUGUCGGAGAAUCAUACAACUCAGAGAGAAGCAGAACCUAGACCUACCGUUUGUCGACGAAGGAAGUGUCGUCGAGAUCGAGAGAUACGCAACUCGCCCAUCAUCACAGGCGUACUCUGCGUACUGCUUAUUGUAGCAAUGAGCCUGUACGUGGCAAUGGCGAUACCCAGAGUCAACGAUAUCCCUGCUAGCGUUCAUGUCUUCAUAAUUGGGACAUUCGUCGUAGUUGUCGGCUACAUCCUCCUCUUCUCUGUUCGUUUGCACAAAGCCAUUGAUCGACACAAGAUGGACAAGUCACAGAGUGCCGGCGCUCGACGCGGACAAUCGCGAACUGUUCGCCCUACGGAGACGGAAGAGAGCCUGAUUCCAAACAGCCCGAUCGCGGUGCAGCACGAGGCCGAUGAGGAUGUAGAGAGAGCUUCACAGGAAUCUAUCGCCAAAGUUCGGCCUCCACCACCGGCGUAUGGCAGAUGGAGAGGUAGCUAUCGUAUGGAUCCCGAGCUCUUGUAUUGGAGACGUGUUGGCGAUGCGGAGGAGGGUGAGCAGCGAAGCAGCGUGGACACGGCGCCGCCCAUGUACGCUUCACCACUGAGGCCUGCUCGGAUUAGGCAAGACGAAGUGGGCGCGACUGAGAUGGUCGAGGUCGGUCGGGCAUGC
Molecule: messenger RNA, 1018 nt
Organism: Aureobasidium vineae
Lineage: Eukaryota; Fungi; Ascomycota; Dothideomycetes; Dothideales; Saccotheciaceae
Source: the annotation of a GenBank genome assembly